This is a messenger RNA of Rotaria sp. Silwood1, 119 nucleotides long. NCBI's taxonomy places the organism in Eukaryota, Metazoa, Rotifera, Eurotatoria, Philodinida, Philodinidae. The record is from the annotation of a GenBank genome assembly.
AUGCAAGAACAUGAUUUAAUUCAACAAGAUAUUGAAUUAUCAAUAGAUAAUGAUUUAUUAUUGAAAGAAAUCGAUAAAUGGGAACAAGAAUCUAUGAAAAAAAUUCAAUUAGCAGCUGA